UCCUUUGCUGUGGCGGAAGUAACUCGUAUUGCUGAGGCCUCAUCCUUCCAAUGGCGACUGAAAACAGGCUGAUUAGAAAGCGGGAGCAACUGUGGAGGGGGUCAGAGCAGUGUAACCGAAAUUAAAUAAAUAUAUCAUACUCUCACUAGUCAUAAAGUUAGUUUAAAAUUGUAGACCCACCAAAUCACGGCCGAUUCAAUGGCCAAAAGUCGGAAUAUUUCGCUCCUUGAAUCAGAGCUAUAUUACCUAAUUUCACGUUUUCUAACAACGGGUCCAUGUCAGAGCGCGGCUGAGGUUCUAGCGAGCGAACUAGAAGAAUAUCAGCUUUUGCCUUGCAGAUUAGACUGGCAAGGAAAUGAACAUCCAAGAUCUUACGAAGAUUUGGUUGCAGCCAACGGACACAUUGCACCUGACCAUUUGCUGCAGAUCUGUAAGAAGAUUGGGCCGAUUCUGGACAAAGAAGUGCCAUGUGUUCCAGGCGUACAUUCCCUACUGGGAACUGGGAGGCAGUCCUUACUCAGAACUUCAAAAGGUUACGGCAAUGUUCGGAGGAAAGGCUCAUCAUUUGCUGCCCUGCACAGAGGGAGACCACCAGAGAUGCCUUUGACCUGCAAGGAUCCUCCAAAUCAAGUGGAGGUGUACAGAGGAAGGGAGCUAACAGGUACUCAACGGUUCAGCACUGUGAACCCUGUGAGCAACUAUCAGCACAUGCGGAUGCACAGGAGGAUUCUGGGUCAUCUGUCUGCAGUCUACUGCAUUGCUUUUGAUCGGACCGGUCUCAGGAUUUUCACUGGCUCGGACGACUGCUUGGUGAAGAUAUGGUCUUCGUUUGACGGGAGGCUUCACUCCACCCUGCGAGGACAUUCUGCUGAGAUCUCAGACCUGGCUGUCAGCUUUGAGAAUACCUUGAUGGCAGCUGGCAGCUGUGACAAAACCAUCCGAGUGUGGUGCCUUCGUACCUGUGCCCCUAUGGCUGUCCUACAGGGGCACAGUGGAUCCAUUACCUCCCUACAGUUCUCACCUUUUGCCAAGGGCUCAAAGAGAUACCUGGUGUCCACUGGAACUGAUGCAACAAUCUGCUUUUGGCAGUGGGAUGUCAAUAACAUCAAUUUCAGUGAUCGUCCGCAGAAGUUUACAGAGCGACCCAGGCCGGGAGUUCAAAUGGUGUGCUCAUCAUUCAGUCCAGGUGGUAUGUUCUUAGCGACGGGAAGUACUGACGAUGUCAUCAGAAUAUAUUACCUGGGAGGUGGGAACCCUGAAAAAAUAUCAGAGCUUCAUGAACACACGGACAAGGUCGACAGCAUCCAAUUUUGCCACUCAGGAGAAAGGUUUGCGAGUGGCAGUCGAGAUGGCACAGCACGCAUCUGGAGGCUGACUCAGCGUCAGCAGUGGAGGAGCCUUCUUCUCAACAUGAAUGCCACUCUACCAGGCUCAGAACACGCGACCUGUGAGGAAAGCUUUUUCAAGCCCAAGGUCACUAUGGUAGCGUGGGAUCGCCAUGACAACUCAGUAAUCACAGCGGUCAACAACCAUAUCCUCAAAGUGUGGAACUCCUAUACAGGCCAGCUGCUACAUAUCCUUAAAGGCCAUGAGGCUGAGGUGUUUGUCCUGGAGCCCCACCCCUCAGAUCCCAGGAUCAUGCUGUCUGCUGGCCACGACGGAAACGUCUUCAUCUGGGACAUCGUCCGGGGCACAAAGACACAGCACUACUUCAACAUGAUUGAGGGCCAGGGUCAUGGUGCUGUCUUUGACUGCAAAUUCACUCCCGACGGCCAGCGCUUUGCCUGCACAGACUCCCACGGUCAUCUGGUCAUUUUCGGCUUUGGGAGCUCCAAGCCAUACGAGAAGCUUCCAGAUCAGGUGUUUUUCCACACCGACUAUCGGCCACUGAUCCGGGACGCCAACGGCUUUGUUUUGGAUGAGCAGACCCAGCAGGCACCCCACCUCAUGCCCCCUCCCUUCCUAGUGGAUGUGGAUGGGAACCCCCACCCCCCUAGAUACCAGCGGCUGGUCCCUGGGAGGGAGAACAUUGCAGACGAACACCUGGUGCCUCAGCUGGGAUAUGUUGCCACAAGUGAUGGCGAGGUGAUGGAGCAGGUGAUCAGUCAGCUGACCACAGACCACGAGGAGGCCACGGCCAGACGCAGCAUUCUGGACGACACCAUCAGGCAGCUGCAGGAGCAGCAGGACAGGCAGAGCAGACCAGGGACACUGGCCCCAGCCCCCAGCACCCCACGCAGAGCAUCGGUGAAUGAGCGAGGUGCAGCUGAGGUGCAGUCGUCCCCUAACGUGGGUCUGCGGCGCAGUGGGCAGGUGGAGGGGGUGAGACAGAUGCACCAGAAUGCCCCUCGCAGCCAGAUGGCCACGGAGAGGGACCUACAGGCCUGGAGACGCAGGGUGGUGGUACCUGAGCUCUCAUUCAGCAGUUACAGUUACCAGGAUGAGUUCCGAAUUACAAAAGGAGAGGAGGAGAUUGCCUUAUACAAUGCAAAGAAACGACGUGUGACAUACGGCAGUUGUAGAGAUGAUUCUGAAGAUGAACUGCCUUGCAUCAAACGAGCACAGUCCCGCAAAAAGCAAAAAGUCUUCCAGCAGAGCAGAGAUGGCAUUGUGGAGGAAUUAAUCGAGUUCUCCUGUGAGGAGGGAGAGGGGACCACAACAUCAGAGGACCAUGAGAUGGAGGGCAGUGAACUGGAUUCAUCCAAUGAGGAAGAGGAAUGGAAAAGUGACAGUUCAAGCCACUCGUCCAGUGAGUACUCUGACUGGACUGCAGACGUUGGGAUUAACCUGCAGCCCUCCACUCCCGUGUCAUCACGGAAACGAGUUCGCCGCCAGCUUAGCAGCUCGGAGGAGGAAGAGAUCGAGGAGGAAGAGAAGCAGCAAAGUGAGGAUGAGGAACGGCCACCUCAGACUAGCAAGCAGAAAUCCAAGAAGCCCAAGCGGCCUAAAGCCAGGCCGUCGAUCAACAGAGAAGUCUCCAACGAGUUCAGACCCUCAACGUGGAUCACUGAUGUCAUUCCCAGGAAGUCUCCCUUCGUUCCCCAGAUGGGUGAUGAGGUAAUCUAUUUCCGCCAGGGUCACGAGGCGUAUGUGGAGGCGGUGAACAGGAACAACCUGUACCCCAUUAACAUGGAGAAACAGCCCUGGAGGAAGAUGGAGCUGAGGGACCAAGAAUUUGUUAAAAUAACUGGGAUCAAGUAUGAAGUGUGCCCUCCUACACUCUGCCGCCUGAAACUGACGCUCAUUGACCAUGGCACGCGCAAAAUCACAGACAAAUCAUUUUAUGUCAAGUAUCAUGACAUGCCAGAUGUGAUUGACUUCCUCGUGCUUCGGCAGAGUUAUGACGAAGCACGCAGUAGAGUCUGGCAGCCAAAUGACAGAUUCCGGUCCGUAAUAGAUGAUGCCUGGUGGUUUGGGAUUAUUGUUUGUCAGGAGCCAUAUCAGCCUGAAUAUCCGGACAGUCAUUUCCAGUGCUUCAAAGUCCGAUGGGACAAUGGCGAAACGGAGAAGCUAAGUCCUUGGGAUGUGGAAGCUAUUCCAGAGGAUGCCCAGCAACCUGAGUGUAUAGGUGGAGGGGUUCCAGUGACAGCAGAGGAGAUGAGAGAGGUCAUGUAUAAACCCCAGACAGGAGAGUGGGGUGAGAGGAGCAGAGAUGACGAGUGUGAACGCAUCAUAGCAGGCAUUGACCAACUCAUCACUGUCGAUAUUGUAGCCCCAUUCUCUGGCCCGGUGGACAUAGUUCAAUACCCAACUUACUGCACAGUGAUAGCCUUCCCCACAGACCUGAGCACCAUCAGACUGAGACUGUUGAGUAGGUUCUACAGGCGACUGUCCGCUGUAGUUUGGGAUGCCAGAUACAUUGUGCACAAUGCCCGGACCUUCAAUGAGCCAAGGAGCAAGAUAGCCCAUUCAGCAAAACUUAUCACAGAUGUCCUGCUAAAGUUUAUCAAUCGACCUAGCUGUACAGAUAUCAUGGAGAUCUACAAUGCAAUUGAAGACAUGGACUACACGGAUGAUGAGGACCUGGAAGAGGCACCAGGCACCUCUUCUGGACACAGACUGUGCCAGCGCUCUUCGGAGACGGUACCUGACCCAGACUCCUGGAAGGGGCAGUGCAAACGCCUGAUGAACUAUGUCUUUGAGUGUGAGGACUCUGAGCCCUUCAGAAAGCCUGUGGAUCCUACCUCCUACCCAGACUACCUUAGCAUCAUUGACACUCCCAUGGACUUUGAAAUGGUGAAGGGGACCCUUGAGGAGGACCGUUAUGAAAACCCCAUGGAGCUCUGCAAAGACACACUUCUGAUAUUUGCCAAUGCUAAAGCCUUCACGCCAAACAAACGCUCAAAGAUCUACAGUAUGACUUUGCGGCUCUCUGCAUUCUUCGAAGAGCGAAUCAGAACAAUCAUAUCGCAAUACAAAACUGCCGUCAAGAGCAGCGAGAAGCUCCGCCGCAGCCAGAGGUUCCGAAAGAAGCUUCAGCACCACGAGUCUGCUGCACCCAGCACUGACACCACAAGUCAAAAGAGGACUGCUCUAAAAACUCAGGAAAAGGUGGAAGCGGCGUCGACGACCAAAUCUACCUCAGCCAAAGUCUCUGCUCCUGAGAGAACCAGGAGGAGGAGCCACAGCAGUGACAGCUCAGGCCACAGCUCUUCUGAAGCUUCCUCAAGGUCAGACUCUGAGAUUUACAGUGAGUUAUAUAUGAGUGACUCUGAAGAAGAGAAACGCCCGAGGUCCUCACAGCACCAUCACAGCACAGAGACCAGGGGAACCAGAAGAGUCACCAGGAACAAUGGGGCAAAGAAGAAAAUUGCUGAGAGCGAGAGUGAGUCCUCCAAUGAGCGGGAGGAGAGUGAGGACGGUGAGAAGUUGUCCAACUCAAUGUCUCACCGAUUCCCCAGCAGGUCCAGCACCAGGUUAACCAGGAACAAUGCUGUUACCCAUAGGAAGCAUACCAAACGGCCAGAGAGGGGUUCCCAGAUGAACGGUCAUCGCAGAACAUUUGGGCGAGAGAGGCGACGAGGGAACGAGUCUGAGAGAUCACCAUCCGAGGGUACAGACACUUACCGGGAUGAGGAGGAGAAUGUGGGCCGCAGGACAUUGAAAAGGAAGACUGCCAGGGCAGCCGUUAACAAGAUGAAGCUUCUGGAAGCCUCUGAGGAAGACGAUGGUUCAGCCUCUGAGGAUGAGGACAAACAUAGGCGGAAAAGCAGCCGCCAUGCGACCCGAGUCAGCAAACGCACUGCCGUGAUCCAGAGCAGCUCUGAAUCCGAGGAUCAGUCAUCAGCCUCUGGAUCCGAGGAUCCGUCAUCAGCACAGAGUUCUAAAAAAGGCAAGGAUUCAUCGGGUGAUUGGGAGAGCAAUGAGGACAGUAUUGAGAGUGAAGCUUCAUCCUCUCGUUGCCAUCAGAAUGGAGAGAGUAAGAACUCCAGCAGCCGCAGGACGACCAGACAAGCUGCAGUGACGGGGGGUAAGGAUGAUUUGUCUCAUGUAAAUGGCUACAGCACAAAACAUCAACCGGCUGUUAGUAACUCUGAGAAAGAGGAUGAGGAGAGCUCUGAUGGUGAAGAAGGGGAGGAGGAAGAAACUAUUGUGUCUCAGAAGUCCUCCAGAAGCACCGCAACUGCUGCAGUGAGCAAAAGUAGAACUUGCAUUACCAGUUAUGUGGCAGAAGAGAAGUCUGGCUCCAGAAAGAGACAACACACAACACGAGACCACAAUGCUCAAAAGCACCCUCACAAAAACGGGAGGAGGGUGGAGAAAGAACAUCCUAAAGACUCUGAGAAAAAUUGUAAAUUACCAUCAAAAAGCGAAGAGCAAACAUCUGCCUCAACCCACAAAGAGGAUGGCCCUGAAUCAGAGGAACUCAGUGACACUCCAAAGAGAUCAAGCUCUCGCAAUAAAAUACUGAAAUCUGAAGAGGAGGAAGAUGGGGAGGAAGACGAAGCAGACGGCAACCAUUCAUACGAUGAAUCUGAGGGAGAAUCGAAUAAAAAAACUCCAUUGCGAAACAAAAAGCAGAGUCGCAAUGACUCUGCUUCAGAGAGCGAGGAGGAAGUUGUACCCAACAGGAGAGCAAGGAGGAAACUGCAUGCUUCCUCAGAGGAAGAAUCUGAUGGGAAGGAGAAGCAUAGCCCUAGCAUGCGGCCUUGCCUUCGAGCCCAACCAAAAAAGAAAUAUAUCAAUGAAGACUCUGAGGAGGACUUGAACUCUGAGAUGCAAGGCAGUUGUAAGAAUGGGAAGAGCAAAACUGUUUCACAUAAAGGAUAUCAACGCAACCGAAGAAAAGCCUCCCCAGCUGCUACAAAACGACAGUCCUCUUCCAAGAGAAAACGCAUUUACACCUCAGACUCCUCAGAGAACCCGGAUGAAAACAAACAGUGCAUGCGCAAGGCUAAAGCUAAGAGCUACUGUGACAAGGACGAGAGGGAGGCAAAAAGAUCCAACUCAAAACAUCCCAAGAAGGAAUCUCGAUCCAUGUCAGAACCCGAGGACUGUAAUAGUCAGGAAGAUGCCUCUUCUCAAGGGUCAGAGGAUGAGAAGGAGGUUGAGUGUCCGAGAUGGAAGAGACGUUUGGAGCGACAGAAACGCAAGCGAAAAGAAAGCUGCAGCAGCAGUGCCCACAGUUCUGCCUCUGAAAGCGAAGAGGAGGAAGAGUCCUCUGCCUCUGAGAAGUCCUCUGCUAGCUCAGGUUCCCAGAACAGUACAAAGAGAAAAAGCCACAAGAGGUCAAGGGUCAGCGAAAAGGGUGCCGUCCGCCACUCUCGACAACGCAGGAGGGAUGCAUCUGAGGCAGACACCGACCAGUCGUACAAGGAACCCCAGAGUGGAACACGUAUCAAGACCCGAAACCGUGGCAAACGGACAGUGACAUAUCACGAUAGCGAAUGAAGGACUUGGCGCAGCAGGCUUAGCCAGAGCGAGACUAACUGGAGACCUUGAAGACACUUGAUCGCCACAUUAAGGUAGUAGCACUGGAGCCCUUUCAAAAGGAAAUGCUGUGAAUCUGUUUCAUUCAGGGAUAUUUAUAUUUUCUAUGAAAAAAAUAAUCAUAAAUGGAGAAAAAAAAGGUUAAAUGUAUGAAUGCAAGCAUUUGAACAGCUGGUUUUCACAAGUGUGUGUGUGUGUGUGUGUGUGUAUAUAUAAAGCAAACCACCUCCCAUUCUGCUUUUGUGAUUUGGCCAGCUAAAUAACCGUUUGGGGGAGCAUUGUCAGCUUGGGUGCUAUCUUAAUAUACCUCUGUUUAAUCAAGCAUAUUUUGCUGGUUUGCACUAAGAAACACACUGUAAAGAGGUAUUUCAUACACUAGUUUUGCAUUAGGAACUCAGGGGUCAACUAAGUUUACCGUAGUCUCAGAAAUGCAGUCUUGGGAGUUAGAGUAGGUAGGGAUAAACAUUUCCAGGAUGGCGGAUUCAGUCCAAGUACACUCGCUGAGACAACUAAUCUUCUUCACCCUCCUUUUGACUUCAACACUCCUUUGUAAAUCCACACGAAUUAUCCUUUAAUGUAUUGUGUGGUGACUUGUUGAUAUGAGCCAAAAUGUACAAAUUUGAAUUCCUAGUUUUCCUCUGUUUUGUCUUCAUUUUUUCAUUGUUUAUUUUGCAAUAUUUAGUUGUAUUCUAGUCAUUGAUUGAGGUGUAAAUAUGAGAUUGAGUGAUGUGGUUUGGGGAUCACUCUGUAGCAAACCAUUGCUUAUUUAAAUUUGAGUAUUCAUUUUCCUUUUGUAUGACAUUACAAUGCAUUGUCUUGCCACAUGUCACAAAUUGGUACCCUUUUGCCAAGUACAGGAAACCAAAAAGUACUUAUUGCAAAAUACUGUGAUUUCUCAUAUUGGGAAGACAUUCUAGUGUUGUUCUGUAUUAUGUACGCUCAGUAUUAAAUUCCUUUUCUGAGAUUUUUGCCAGUCGUGUGUGUGUGUGGGGGGAGGGGGGGGGGGGUCUUGAACUGCAAUUGCAUUGACAUUUUUGCUUAAUGUUUUUCAUACUUUGAUACAAACAGAUUUCACAGGGAAAAGUUCCUGGUACUCAGUAUGGUUGUGGAGUGCAAGAGGGCUGUUUUUUUCUGGUUAAUAAAGACAUCAAUUCAAGGCUAA
Molecule: messenger RNA, 8092 nt
Organism: Oncorhynchus kisutch (coho salmon)
Lineage: Eukaryota; Metazoa; Chordata; Actinopteri; Salmoniformes; Salmonidae
Product: bromodomain and WD repeat-containing protein 3
Exons: 41
Coding region: 199-6891 (2230 amino acids)
Biological process (GO): cytoskeleton organization; regulation of cell shape; regulation of transcription by RNA polymerase II
Cellular component (GO): nucleus
Molecular function (GO): protein binding
Source: RefSeq, a predicted model, not a curated record